This is a messenger RNA of Chondrus crispus (carragheen), 1694 nucleotides long. RefSeq lists its product as hypothetical. The record is from RefSeq and is a predicted model, not a curated record. Lineage: Eukaryota; Rhodophyta; Florideophyceae; Gigartinales; Gigartinaceae. The coding region runs from base 1 to 1491 and encodes 496 amino acids. The transcript has 2 exons.
AUGCUCAACCUCAAAAGUCUUCAACGGAAAAUAUCCCAAGCACGACAACUCGAACACGCAAGAUUGCUUCUAGGAUUGAAAGAGAUGGCACUCCGCAGCGAACAGCCUAUCUACGAGUCGUCCAGAGCACGUUGUGAAAGGGAUUUAGUCAAUGAGGUGCAGCUUCUUACCUUUGAUGUGACUCAACAAUACGUUUUGCUUGUGGCAAGUGGUCCUGAUGAAUGGAGGCUUCCGGGAUUUAUUUCUUACGACGUAGGUGACAGCUCGAUAGUGAAGGUGCGCAGCGCUGCCAAGACGGUCAUUGGGAUCGAAUUUCCGUUCAUUAUUCUUCGACAUUGCUACUCUGAGGAGUUGUCCGUUGAAAGGGAAAGUGAUGGUCUUUCAGCUAGUAUGAUCCGCGCUAUUCUUGUUGCUCAGUGCCAUGAGAAAUCUCAACGAGUGCCUUCUGGAUGCAGUUGGGUGGCCAUCACCAAUGAUCACAGAGCGGGUGUUGUCCAUGUGUCGCACUCGGAGAAAGGAGCGGAGCAAGCCAUUCGGCGAGAACUGGAACAGACCAUAGCCAACGUUUCGCCGCCUAGACGAGUGCCUUGGGCGUCUAUGGGAUGGUAUCCUGAAACGCUUCGAAAGGUGCGCGAAAUAUUGCAUGGGCACAAUCUGCAUGUGAUGGGUGAAUUGGUUCAGAUCCGUGCGUCAUCCAGAGGAGCCGUGCUAAGGAUCAAGACGAAUGAGAGCGAUUACUACUUAAAAUGCAGUACAUCCACGUCGAACGAUGCUGGAGUCACGUCAAUAAUGUCUCGCGUUGCUCCAGAUCUUGUCGCCAAGCCGUUAUUCGCAGAUGUGGAACGUCGUCAAAUGAUCCUUGUGGACCACGGUGACGAGACUGGCUUCUGUGGAUUGGAUGGUGAAGGGCGUAAGCAGGUCGUAAGAGAUCUGGCGCGUCUGCACCGCGCAAGCGCAAAAGUGUUGCCCGAUUUGUUGAAGGCCGGUCUACCAUGUUAUUCACCGCUGUGGAUGCGUGAGAACUUGAACUCACUUUUUCAGUGUAAGGAGCUUUUGUCCGUGCUAGAAACGGAACAAAUACAGAAGCUGUCGAGCCUCAAGGUGAAGCUGCAAGAUGAUCUGACGGAACUUGUUGAUUGGGAAAUGCCUAAUUGUUUGAUACACAAUGACACGAGCGACGGGAACCUAAUCAGGAAGAACGCUGAUGAGGGUCCAGGGGUCCGGUUUUUCGACUUUGACAGCUCUUUUGCGGGCCAUCCUUUGUUUGAUGUCGACUGGUGCAACCGGGAAAUCCUAGAGGUCUAUGCACAAGAAAUGGACAUAGCUGACAUUGACGGAUUGCUUAGGUUGAACAGGAAAGUAUUCUUCAAUCUUGGGUGGCUCGUGCAAGCAUAUAGAUACUUGGACAUGGCUAGGGAAGCGGAAGACGGUGCUCCCCGGGAAGACGCCCUUCACUGGCUAGGGCGCAGUGUUCGUACCUUGCUGUGGUGAUCGAAGACGGAAAUGGUGACGACAUAUUUUUGGGCUGAGUUAACGUGUACGACAGUGCAGGCUGGGACGGGGCGCUCUGCAGGUGGCAUCAGCUGUAUGCGCUUCGCAAGGAGUAGGAAGGAAAGUAUGAAAGUUUUGGCGGGAGCAUCAUCGCCAGGAUGACAGUAAAGGAGCCAUGAAAAUCUUCAGUUCGUGUUUUGCAU